UAUAGACACACAUCCCUCUUUCUUCCACGAAAGGAGUUAAGGAGGUGCAAAUGCAAUUAUGAAUAACACAAGAACUCAAAUCAUUUCCCACAUAAAAAACAUCUCCAACUCCCAAAUAAGGACCAAUAAUAUCAUUUGUUUUUUAAAAAGGUUGUCAAAAUUCAGACAACAUUGAAUCAAUCAAUCAAUCAAAAACCGCGUUUUUCCCCCUCUCUCCUCAAACACCUACACUCCCUUUUCUCCACCUCCUUCACUUCAUUAAUGGCGAUCAUAUUCAUCCGCCAUUAAAACUCCACCCCAUUUUCUCUCUCCUCCAACAAAAAUUUCAUGGGUUUUCAUCAUCAUCGCACCUCAUCCAACGAUGGGGUCCCACAAAUCGUUAACAGCCCACGCAUCUCAAGCUCCAUGACUCGGCGCGCUCCUUCGUUCAAACGCAGCAACAACAAUAACGCAGCAACUAACGAUACUUCUACUUCUGCAAGCACAACUCCUAACAGCAGCAACAAUAACAAUAACAAUGGCGGAAAUUCUCUCUCCACCCACCAUGAGAUUGACCUAAUUCUGAACUCACCCAGAUCUGAUUUUGAUGCUAAUCCACUUUCUACAGAUGGGUUUGAUUCUUUUGUUGAAAAGAAGCCGACCCAGAAUCAUUUUGGGUUGCUUAAUCAUAGGAUUAAGAAGCAUUCUUCAACUGUUCUUGGAUCUGCUACUGUUGGGAGUGUUGUUGAGCUUGGUUACAGAGAAAGGAAGAGAUUGGGUCAAUGGAUGUUCUUUUUGUUUUGUGGGAUUUGUUUGUUUUUGGGUGUUUUUAAGAUUCUUGAAGGUGGGUUGUUUGGAUCUUCCUUUGAUACUGCUCAAUCUAGUCAUGAGGUUCAUUCUGGUACCCAAUUGUACCAUUAUCAAUCGGAUCUACGAGUUCCUGAUUAUGCAUAUAAAGAGGGAGUAGAUGUUAGGGGGGAAGGCGGUGAUAUUGAGCGGACUUUGAUGAUGGUGGCCUCUGGUGUAGUGGGUAAUGACAACAGUGUGAGUAAAUAUUCAGAUAUAUGGUCUAGACCUAGCAGCGGUAACUUCAGCCAGUGCAUCGAUCUGCCAAAGAGGCAUAAAAAGCUGGAUGAAAACACAAAUGGUUAUAUUCUCAUAAAUGCUAAUGGUGGAUUAAAUCAGAUGAGAUUUGGGAUCUGCGAUAUGGUUGCUGUUGCUAAAAUAAUGAAGGCUACUCUUGUUCUUCCUGCUCUAGAUCACACUUCUUACUGGGCUGAUGAAAGUGGCUUCAAAGACUUGUUUGAUUGGCAGCACUUCAUGGAGACAUUAAAGGAUGACAUUCAUAUAGUUGAAUCAUUACCACAAGAAUAUGCAGAUAUUCAGCCUUUUCCAAAGACACUCAUAUCUUGGUCCAAGGUUAGCUAUUAUAAAUUAGAAGUUCUCCCACUUCUGAAGCAGCACAAGGUGAUAUACUUCACACAUACUGAUUCCCGGAUUGCUAACAACGGUCUCCCCAACACCACUCAAAAGCUGAGGUGUCGAGUCAAUUACAGGGCAUUGAAGUACUCAUCCCCCAUUGAAGAACUUGGUAAGACCUUGGUUGCAAGAAUGAGACAAAAUGAGGGGCCUUAUCUUGCUCUCCAUCUUAGGUAUGAGAAGGAUAUGCUUGCUUUUACCGGCUGCAGUCAUAAUUUGACCGCAGAAGAAGAUGAAGAGCUCCGUAAAAUGCGGUAUGAGGUCAGUCAUUGGAAGGAGAAGGAAAUUGAUGGUACAGAGCGGAGGACACUUGGUGGCUGCCCAUUAACCCCAAGGGAGACUUCCUUACUUCUGAAAGGAUUGGGUUUCCCAUCCAACACAAGGAUCUAUUUGGUUGCUGGUGAAGCUUAUGGAAAUGGAAGUAUGCGAUACCUCACAGACGACUUUCCUAAUAUCUUCUCACAUUCAACUCUUGCUACAGAAGAGGAGUUAGAACCUUUCACAAACCAUCAGAACAUGUUGGCUGGUAUAGACUAUGCUGUUGCCCUCCAGAGUGAUGUAUUUGUCUACACCUACGAUGGAAAUAUGGCAAAGGCAGUAAAAGGUCAUCGACGAUUUGAUGGGUUUAAGAAAACCAUCAGCCCAGACAGGAUGAAUUUGGUGAAGCUUAUUGAUGAAUAUGAUGAAGGAAAGAUCACUUGGAAGAAGUUCAGUUCUAAAGUGCAGAAACUGCAUAAAGAUCGUUUAGGUGGUCCAUAUUACAGAGAAGCAGGAGAGUUCCCCAAGUUGGAGGAAAGUUUCUAUGCAAAUCCACUUCCGGGAUGUAUAUGCGAAACGGUGAAGAAAUAGUCAACCGACGAAAUGCUUGUUUGAGAUGAGUGCGCAAUAUGAGAUAAAGCAUUCGAAGAUUGCUAGUUUCUCUGAGCACCAUAUUUGGGAAAGUUGCUGUUUUCUGAGUUUCUAAAAGGUGGAAUACCCAAGUUUGUGGAUAUAGAACUCACUUGAAAGUUAUGCUGGGUAACAGUAUGAGAAUGUAGGAGAUUGUGAUGAUGGACGUGGGAUAUGGUGGGUGGCAACUUCAGAUCGAUUAUAAUCAUUCUUUGAGGGCUUUAUGGAGAAAGAAAAUUUCUCUGUAAGCAUAAUUUUGGCUUUUUCCUAGUGUAACUUUUUUUUGUUUUGGAAAAAAAAUUAUAGGAAACUUAUAGUGGGUGCUUUUAUUCACACAAAGAAAUAAAUUUUGAAGCUAUUACAUCCAA
Molecule: messenger RNA, 2714 nt
Organism: Beta vulgaris subsp. vulgaris (sugar beet)
Lineage: Eukaryota; Viridiplantae; Streptophyta; Magnoliopsida; Caryophyllales; Amaranthaceae
Product: O-fucosyltransferase 35
Exons: 9
Coding region: 328-2307 (659 amino acids)
Cellular component (GO): Golgi apparatus; chloroplast; cytoplasm
Source: RefSeq, a predicted model, not a curated record